AUGUCUGAUUCUGAGAGAAGCGUUGAUUUCAAGACAUCCAAAUUAGGUACAAAGGAGUACUGGGAUAACUUCUACAAAUUGGAGCAUGAUAAUUUUGUAGAAAACCCAGAAGACAUUGGAGAGUGUUGGUUCGACGAAUCCAAUGCAGAGGAAAAAAUGGUUGAUUAUUUUUUUGAUAAUUUAACACAGCAUUUCCCGAACCCGCAUGUGUGCGAUUUGGGUACUGGUAACGGACAUUUAUUGUUUCAUUUAUAUGAGGAGGGUUUACGUGGUGAACUUAUUGGUGUCGAUUAUAGUGAAACCAGUCUUGAAUUUGCUUCACAUAUUGCUAAGAAUAAGGAUUAUAAUGUCCGGUUUGAGAGGUCGGAUAUCUUAGAUUCUAAAGACAGUUUUUUAAGAUCAAACAUAGAAAAGUUUGACAUCAUUCUUGACAAAGGCACACUUGAUGCAAUUGCCCUAAGUGAUACCCUAUAUGAAGGUAAUUUAACUGGUCAUCAGAUAUAUCCUAUGAGAAUUGUAGAACUACUAAAACAAAACGGUGUCUUGUUAAUUACUUCUUGUAAUUUCACAGAGGAAGAACUAACACACCAUUUUACAAAAGAUCACUUAUUUAGGGAAUUUGGGAAAGUUGACUACCCAAAACUCGAAUUUGGAGGUAGAAAAGGUUCUACUAUUUGCACUAUGGCUUUCCAAAAGCUGUGA
Messenger RNA from Pichia kudriavzevii, 702 nucleotides. RefSeq lists its product as uncharacterized. The record is from RefSeq and is a predicted model, not a curated record. Gene Ontology annotation, molecular function: protein-lysine N-methyltransferase activity. Gene Ontology annotation, biological process: peptidyl-lysine dimethylation; peptidyl-lysine monomethylation. Gene Ontology annotation, cellular component: cytoplasm. Bases 1 to 702 code for a protein of 233 amino acids. NCBI's taxonomy places the organism in Eukaryota, Fungi, Ascomycota, Pichiomycetes, Pichiales, Pichiaceae. The transcript has a single exon.